AGUUGGAAUUGGUGCGUCGAGGCGAGUGGACGCGCUGGCGGAUGAUUGAUGCGAACAUUGCAUAUACGUCGUGUGUGCGGUUCAAACGUUCGGCGGUUGUGUGUGCGGACUGGGAAGCUGGACAGCGGCUAAGGCGGCAAAGGGCGGCAGGUGAGAGCAGUGGAAGCGGAGCCCCAGGCAAAAACCCAGAAAGAAUUAAGCCAAGUUGAAGAGCGAGCAAGAAACCCCGCCAGCGGGCGGUCCAACAGCCAACUUCAUUUACGUCUGAAACGCAGUUGAAAUAAACGACUUCACGACACUGGCGGAUUUCCUAAAAAACAUCCAAUCCCUGUGGCUAACGAGCUGGCUCAGCUCCGGGAGGACCAGCGGGCAGACCAAGCGGAGCACCGGCGAAGGAUUCGGAAUCGGAGGCGGAGGCCACGAGAAGCGCGCAGUCAACGUUUACACGCUCCAGCAGCCGCAUAAGUUUCCGCUUCAGUUGGACGUGCACAGCGGCGGUAAUUGUAGCUUUGAUUGCCACCAGGAGCUGGACAGGAUCCGUCAUCCCGGCGUCCCAGCGCCGCGCCAGCAGUCAACAACACCUUCCUCGGCACGGGCCGGGGAAAUCUACGAAACCAAGUUUAUUGAAUGCUCAAUGGCCCAAACGAUGGACGACAUGGUCUUCCAGUGCAGCAAUCAAAACUCGAUCUAUGUGCUGAAUGCCAGCUACGGUUCCUAUGGGGACUAUGGCACAUAUGCGGCAACAAAGCGUGAAAUAAAUGGCAGCCGGAGCAGAGCGGCAAAUCAAAUUGGGGCGACUUGCUCGAGUGGCGUCCUGCAGCAUAAAUUCAAAACUUUCGGCAGUGCCGCAGCAACAACAGCAGCCGCGGCAGCUGCAGCGGCACCAGCCAUGGACGCAGCAGCGGGAGGCGCAGCAAACUACGUAAAUCCUGUCGCUACAUCAAUGUCAACCGCAAUGUGUUCACCGGCAACGGCGGCCCUGCAAAAACUGUUCAAUUGCAGCGUCGGCGUCGCCUGCCAAAAUGUCACCCACGCCCACAGCAACCACACCAACCAAAGCAGCAGCACCAACAGCAGCAGCAUCAGCAGCAGCCACAUCCACAUCAGUGGCAGCAACAACAAUGCCGCCGCCAGCAACCAUAACAAUAGCUGCCUGUCGGCGGCAGGCGGAGUGGGCCUCCAAAGCGCCCGGAAUCGGAGCCGGAGUGGCGAAUGCCUCGAUGGCGCAGCGGGAGCGGUUACCUCGUCAGCCGGGGGCGGAGGCGGAGGAGCAGGUGGCCUCCCUCUGCUCCCAAAGAAGAAAUGCACCAAUGUCAAAUCAGCGCUUAUUGCCAAGAAGACAAAGUUUCUCAAAUAUCUCGAAGCAGAAAAAUGGCGCAGCAACGCGGCAGUUCCGGAAGAUGCUGGUGCCAUCAGCAAUGAGGCGGAGCCACCCACUCCGAGCGGCAACAACAACGGCGGCAACUUGAAAAAUCAGAGCAACAGUCGGGAGGCUGGAAGUGGCACUGGAAGUGGCAGUGGAAGUGGGUGUGGAAGUGGUGGGCAGCCGAACAAACCGACCAACUGGAGCAUGCAUAAUGAGGACACCAGCACGGCGCUGGCCAGCCACCACCAACUACAACAGCAGGUGAAAUCGAGUUCCGAGCUCUACCAGGAGGCAGCCGACAUUUUGGGCCUGAGUUGCAGCCUCUGUGAUAAUUGCCGCUGCCUGGACUGCCAGAGCGGCUACUUUGACUGCGACGACGACGAUGAGAGCUACUCAGAGCAAUCGCUGAUGGACGACGAGUACGACGAGUUCGACUGCGGAGCGGAGGAGCUGCAGGCGGCGAUGACAGCAGCCCGGCACCAGGAUGUGCCCCGGAUGCCCUGCUGCCCGCUGGGGGCGGGUUCCCGCCUUGCACACAAGGCGGACUCCCCGGCCGCACACACGCCCCCGCAAUCGGAAUCCCUGGGUCAUCGGGUGGCCAUCGAUUUUGAUUUAAUUAACGCCACUUGCAGCCAGGUGCUGCAAAACUGUGAAACAUUCAACGAUUUGAGUCUGCUAGAUGCCGCCGCCGGAGCUGAGCGUCCUUUCACGUAAAUCCAGGUGACGCGCUGGCAGGCGGGGAUUCCCCGCCCAAUCAGGAGUCCGCACACUGCAGCUAAUUCAUCAGUUUAUCAACGGCCAGGUCGGAGCCCAUUAAUUGCAACUGACACCUAGCACAGUGGCUACCAAUUGUACGCGGACACAGCGCCGCUGGUGUUUGCGUUGCGUUUAUUUUCUUAUUUCUCAUUUUGUUUUCAAUUAAGUUCCAUGCAAAUAGAGCAGUUGGCUAACAGGAAGCCUCCGCUGCCAUAUAUCCUGCAUAAAUACGCAAUAUGUGGCCCAUGUGUGUGUGUGUGUGUGUAGUGGCAUUGUGCAAACGUGGAUAGUUGGCGAGCGUGACGAACUGGUCAACAAAUCGCAAAUAAAUUAAUUGGCAAUUGCAAUUUCAAUUCAAUUCAAUUCCGAGGCAGCGGAAGCUCAAUUGAAAACCAGAAGUGUUCCGGCGAUGGCGAUGGCGAUGGCGAUUAUCAGUGAACAUAAACCACAUAUGGAACAAUGAAACAAUGAGAAACCAAAACGAAUUGUGCCAAUCCAAAACAAUCUCAUAUUCAAAUAUGAAUGUUAUCGAGUUGCAGUGAGUGCAAGCCAAAUCGAAUUCAUUGGGAUUAUGCAGCCCGUCGUAAUCUGACAACACAACUAAUUGAAAAUUCAAUGAAAUAUUUAUCUCUAAUCUGUGUAAAGGGUCUAUAUGUUGUUAGUGCUUAAGUAUGUAAGAAUUUUAGUGUGAUGCUUUUCGUUCGUUCACUGAUUUCAAAUCAAGGAGAAACAUUGGAAAUAUAUAUUUGUGUUGGAAAAGAA
Drosophila sechellia is the source of this 2884-nucleotide messenger RNA. RefSeq names its product nuclear hormone receptor FTZ-F1. The transcript is spliced from 8 exons. The coding region runs from base 635 to 2080 and encodes 481 amino acids. NCBI's taxonomy places the organism in Eukaryota, Metazoa, Arthropoda, Insecta, Diptera, Drosophilidae. The record is from RefSeq and is a predicted model, not a curated record.